AUGGCUCCCCCAAGAGCCUACAUCCCCUCUGCAGCCCUUAUCCGUGCCCUUACCCGACCGCAGCCAGCGCCAUGUCCAUUCGCACGAGCCCUCCCGGCCCAGUUCGUACGCGGCAAGAAGUCCAAGGCGGCCAAAGCACGAGAAGCCGAGAGAGCGCAAUUGGCGCGACAAGCCAGGAGAGAACGCCACGUGACGGAGACGGAACAGAAGGCUCUGGAGGGGGUCGACAAGGGAAAUCAAGGCCAGACAAAGAAAACCCUCAAGGACAGAAAGCUAGCCGCAGCAACAGGACCGCUGGGCGACCUCAUCGCGAAGAUGAACGAUGAAAAGGAGAUGGACAAGUUGCUGAUGCGCCCCCCGUCAGAAAACAUAACCGACAAUGACGACGACCUCGACAUCGACUUUUACGAGCAGGACAUUCACACUGGCGCACGGCGCAAAGUGGAUAGAUUUGGAACAGUCGCCGUCGGGACAGCUGCAGAUAGGAAUCGAGAGAAGGAGACGCUUCUGAUGAUCGAGGAGGAGGAGAAGGACCCAAACUUCGAUGAUGCCGAGCUGAAUAGGCGACUGAUGGAUGGGCUCAUGGCAGACCCAGCUUUUGCCGACCUGACAGAGGAGCUCAAGGAGAUCAAGGAAAGCAUUUUGACAAAGCAGGAGAUCAAGAAGAUGGAGGAGCAGGCCGACAAGGAUGCACAACCGACAGUCAACGAAAUGAACGCAUCGAUGCGCAUGGCCAUACACGAAGCCGUCACGGAGCUUCUCAAUGACCCAGACAUUGGCGACGCCAAGGAAGACCUGCAAGCAGUGCUCGACAAGAUGCCCGAGAUGAUGGACGUUGACGACCCGGAGUACCAGGCACUUAUCGACCGGGCCAUGUCCAAGGUCAACAGCAACGAAAAGAUGCAGGAGAAAAUGAAAGCAGGCCACGCAAGUGAAACUGUCGAGGACAAGCAGAAUUGGGUCAAGUUUGAGAAGGACAUGGAAGACCUUCUCGCACCAGAAGAAGAGGAUUACGACGAGCAUGGCAUGCCGGCAAUUGUAGAACCCGAAGAACUACAGAAGGUGAUGCUUCAGAUGCGCGACAUCAUGAAGGACCUCAACGUCAGUGGAGACAUCAAAUCUGAGCUCGACAGGAUGGUUGCCGAACCGUUGCCCACCGACGAAGGCGAUGAGGUUGACGAGAACGGUUUCAACUUCAAUGAAGACACAGACCCCGCGCAGCUCGCGGCUGAGCUUACCAAACUUGCCGCAUCCAAACUCGAAUCUCCUCCUACUCCUGACUCCGAAGCUGAGGACGAGGAGCAUAUCCCGCCCGAACUCCAGGCCAAAGUUGACAAGAUCAUGGAAGACCCGCGACUGAUGGAGAAACUCGUGUACAUCCAGAAGCUGAUCGCCGAGCACACACCGAAGAAAGAUCCAAAUGAUUUGACGCAAAUUGACCACGAGCUUGCCCCCGAUCCGUACGAACUGGAAGAUUCACGCACGGCAACCCUCGCGCAACGCAUGGCAGCCGCGCGCGCCGACCCCGAGCAUUCGGCCGCUCUACGCCGGCUACGCGUGCGUCUCCAGCCACCGUUCAACAUCUCUCCGGCGCUGAAGUCAUUUAACCAAGCACUGGAAUUUGCAUACAUUGGCGCCAAUGAUGAUGUACGAAGAGUGUUGUGGCGAUCAUACCAGAAAGCACGCAGCCUACCCACGUUCCUAGCAAACUUGAGCGAUGAGGCGUGGGACAUACUGUACUACAGUCAGGCGGUUACUUGGAGCGGGAAUCAAAACCGCACAGCGCAUCUGAAGAUGCUCUUGGCGGACCUUCAAAAGGUUGGCAGGAGUGGACCGCCGACGCAUCCGAGUACCCUUGGGCAGCAAGCAGGCGAGACUGUUGAGACGCAGGCGCUGUAA
This is a messenger RNA of Ascochyta rabiei, 1899 nucleotides long. RefSeq lists its product as uncharacterized. Bases 1 to 1899 code for a protein of 632 amino acids. Lineage: Eukaryota; Fungi; Ascomycota; Dothideomycetes; Pleosporales; Didymellaceae. The record is from RefSeq and is a predicted model, not a curated record. The transcript has a single exon.